Messenger RNA from Cannabis sativa, 2247 nucleotides. RefSeq lists its product as uncharacterized. The coding region runs from base 1 to 2247 and encodes 748 amino acids. The transcript has 2 exons. Lineage: Eukaryota; Viridiplantae; Streptophyta; Magnoliopsida; Rosales; Cannabaceae. The record is from RefSeq and is a predicted model, not a curated record. Gene Ontology annotation, molecular function: catalytic activity.
AUGGCAUCGAGCAGUCACGUGGAUUUCGAUUUGAAUGAGCAGUACGCUCAGAUUAGUUUGGAGGAUGAGGAAGCGGGUGUUCUGAUUGGGGGAGAUGAUGAGGGUGAUGAGACGACUUUUGACGAUCGGUGGUGUUUGGUGAGGAAGUUUCUGACGGGUCGACCGGUGGACUUUGAUGCAAUGCGCCACUUAAUGGCUUCACUUUGGCAGCCAGGUAAGGGUGUUUUUAUCAAGGAGUUGGGUACGAAUCGUUAUCUUUUUCAGUUUUUCCAUGAGUUGGAUGUCCAAACCGUUAUAGAUGGUAGCCCUUGGACGUUCAAUCGAAGCCCUCUUGUUUUUCAUCGUCUCAAUAAGGGGGAAGACCCUAAGGAAGUGGCGCUUCACAAGCUUGAUUUCUGGGUUCAGAUUCAUGACUUGAAAUCUGGAUACAUGUUGGAAAAGGUGGUUCGGAGUGCGGGAGCUUACAUAGGUACGUAUGUUAAAUCGGAUCCUAAGAAUUUUAAUGGUCUUUGGAGAGAAUACUUGCGUGUUCGUACUACGGUGGAUAUCGAAAAGCCAUUAAAGAGGAGGAUGAAGCUUUGCAAGGAGAAUGGGGAUUGGAUUUGGGCGAAUUUCAAAUAUGAACAUCUUCCUACCUUUUGCUUUGUUUGUGGAAUCAUUGGGCAUGCGGAUAGAUUUUCUCCUAAACGCUUUGAUCAACCUAUGGAUCAAUUGGUCAAACCGUAUGGUGCGGCGCUACGGGCGGAUCUGAAGAAGAAAAACUACCUCGUUGGUGCUAAGUGGCUUCGGAGUGGGGCCGAGGAGGGUGGUGCGGCGGCUGGCUGUGGUGGUGGGGGGCGUGUGACUGAAGAUCUUCAUGGAGUUAAGGCUAUCCCAAAGAUCAUGGAUGUUGAUUGUGUUGACCAUAUUGGUGAUCAUGAUCCCAUGACUUUAGGGAAGAGUAAAAAGAAAGAAAUAAUUAAGGAAAGUGGGAGGGAGAUUAUGCAAUCGGCUAUAGAUGGAAACUCUGAAUUUAUGGAAAGUGAUGAUGAUGCAAAUAUUGAGGAAGAUUUGGUUGUGUUAAUGGAAAGUGGGCCAUGGUGUACAUGCCCACCCAUCAUCAUGAGUAUUAUUUACUGGAAUUGCCAUGGGCUUGGGAACCCGUGGGCUCAACAAUUCUUGAAGGAUCUUGUGGUCCAAAAGAAGCCCAGUUACUUGUUUUUGUGUGAAACUCUUGCUAAAAAAGAUAUUGUUGAAAGAAUUCGUGUGGCGAUUGGUUUUGAAGGAGCCUUGGCGGUGGACUGUCAAGGGAGAAGUGGGGGUGUUGCCUUGUUGUGGAGAGAAGAGGAGGAUGUUCGGGUGCUAGAGUAUGGGUUGUCCUAUAUUGAUGUAGUUGUUUGUGGUAGUGACCAAGGGCAUUGGCGGUUGACGGGAAUAUAUGGUGAGCCGAAUAGAUCAUUACGAAAAAGAACAUGGGACCUUAUAAGGGAGCUAAAAAACAAGUCAAGUUUGCCUUGGUGUAUCAUAGGCGACCUUAAUAAUGUUACUUCUCAAGAGGACAAGAAAGGUGGUCAUCCUUAUCCACGGUGGUUAGUUGAUGGGUUCAAUGAUACAUUGAUGGAUUGUGGUUUACAUGAUCUUGAGCUUUAUGGUUAUCCAUACACUUGGGAGCGAAGUAGAGGUACUCCGGAUUGGGUGGAGGUGCGCAUUGAUCGGGCGAUGGUGACUCAAUCAUGGUUAGAUUUUUUCCCUUUGGCUAAGCUCUUUAAUUUAGAGGUGUCUACUUCGGAUCACACUCCUUUACACUUAGUUUUGAUUAAUGAAGUGGUGGUUGCUAAGAGACAUGUUUUUCGAUUUGAAAAUUCAUGGUUGAAAGAACCUUUGUUUUUUGAGAUUGUUAAAAUUUGUUGGGAUAAUGGUGAGCCGAGGGGUGUUAUGGAGAAGAUCAAGUGUUGUGGUGAUGUUUUAUGGCAUUGGGGAAAAGAUUAUUCGGGGAAUUUUCCUAAGAGAAUAAAAGAUUGUAAGCUUGAGCUUCAAAAGUGGAAGCGGGGCCGUGAUGGGGUGUCGGUUGAGAACUACAAGAAUGCUUCAGCCAACUUGAAUAGUGUGUUGUUGCAACGUGAGAUUUUUUGGAAGCAGCGAAGCAAGCAACUUUGGUUGCGUGAAGGGGAUAGUAACUCUAAGUAUUUCCAUGCCUCAGCUACUUCUAGAAGACGUCGAAACUCCAUUCAAAAGCUUAAAGACUCAGAUGGUGUUUGGGUGGAUUGA